This is a messenger RNA of Gigantopelta aegis, 3885 nucleotides long. RefSeq lists its product as uncharacterized. The record is from RefSeq and is a predicted model, not a curated record. Lineage: Eukaryota; Metazoa; Mollusca; Gastropoda; Neomphalida; Peltospiridae. The transcript is spliced from 7 exons. Bases 1 to 1971 code for a protein of 656 amino acids.
AUGCCUAAGACUGCCGUCAAGACAUUCGGAACUGAAUCCAAUAGAACUGAUUUGGAGUCAAAAACACUGGUACGUCGUCGGCCACUUCACGUAUCCUGGGGUGUGUUACUGUGUAUUAUUGUGAUACUGGGCGUAGUGGCCAAUGUGACAGCAGCAGAAGAAGUGAAUUGUCAAGGUCUAACCGUCAAAAACGGAUUCUUGAAAGAUUACCACCCUAGGGCUGGCGGUCUGUUUCUGCCCGGAGACACCAUAGCGUACGAUUGUUUAUAUGACUACGUGGAAGCUGCCAAUGGCGGAAUUCUAGUUUGUAACACAUCAGGCGGAUGGGAUGGCUUCAGCGACACUCUUUGUAGAAAAAUUGUUUGCAAAAAGGCACCCCAGCAAGUGCAGAGUUCGACAGUGAAUCCGGUUGUUGAGAGUGGCUAUUUGGACCAGACCGUGGUGUAUACCUGUGUAGAGGGAUUUCUGCAAGCAGGUGGAGAAAACCGAAAAACAUGCAUUUCGCAAGGCUACUGGAAGGGUAUAGACAUCGUGUGUUUAGCAAAGGUGUGUGGAUCACCUCCUGCUAUAUGGAACACGACGGGCAUGACGAAUGUAGGCGGUUACCUAGGCCAGGCUAUAGUCUACACCUGCCUGCCAGGUUUCUUCAGGACCGCGGGCAACGGUACGAAGAUCUGUGACUCCAACGGUGUAUGGAUAGGAAAAGACAUCGUUUGUUCAGAAAUAAAGUGUAACUUCCCUAACGUCACAAAUGGCCACCUGGUGUAUUCUAGCAGUGAGUAUCUUCACUAUGGUGAUAAUGUGACGUUCGCAUGUGACCGAGGAUAUAGCGUGCUUUCUGGAAAUACAUCAAGAUCCUGCAGUGAAAGCGGCUUGUUGACGGGAGAAGAUCUUCAAUGUCAAGCUGUCUCGAUAGAAAAUUCAACAAUAAAUGCUACAUCACCGACGUCAUCAUAUUCUGAAGGGAUUUUGACCAAUAACACCCUGGAUACGUCAUCAAAGACUCCGACAACACUUGUUCAACCGACGGCUACGGUACCAUCUACUCCUUCAACAUCGUCAUCAUCUAAUGGGACUUUGACCACAGGGACCCUGGAUACGUCAUCAAAGAUUUCGCCAACAAUUAGUCAGCAGACAGCUACGGUACCAUCUACUCCUUCAACAUCGUCAUCAUCUAAUGGGACUUUGACCACAGGGACCCUGGAUACGUCAUCAAAGAUUUCGCCAACAAUUAGUCAGCAGACAGCUACGGUACCAUCUACUCCUUCAACAUCGUCAUCAUCUAAUGGGACUUUGACCACAGGGACCCUGGAUACGUCAUCAAAGAUUUCGCCAACAAUUAGUCAGCAGACAGCUACGGUACCAUCUACUCCUUCAACAUCGUCAUCAUCUAAUGGGACUUUGACCACAGGGACCCUGGAUACAUCAUCAAAGAUUUCGCCAACAAUUAGUCAACAGACAGCUAUGAUACCAUCUACUCCUUCAGCAUCGACACCAGUUUCUAUAUCUACACCUACAACAGUAGUAAUACCAAUUAUAACCUCGUCAGUAAUUGUUACAUCUACAUCUACGACACCGCCAAUUAUUGGUGUAUCUACCCCUUCGCUUACGUCAUUGUCACCACUUUCAACGACCACGACUAUACUGGCGCCAUUAAGUUCAAAUUUCAACCCCAUUCUCAUGUCGCUGACCUCAGCAGUAGACAGGUGUACGUUAUGUACGUGUAGGACGCGUAUACCGGAUGUUGGAACCAACGGGAGUACACGUACACCACUGGAUCUGAAAAAAUCUAAGAAAUUUAAACAAACCAACAUAGUUGAAGCUAAAGGCGCGGUGGCUAUAGGCUCUGUAUCCAUCUUGUUCAUGCUGUCGUUCUUUGGUGUAAUAUUUCUACUGGAUUUCCCGCGGAUAGUCCACGACACGAGGCGACUCUUUUGUCGAAAUAUUCGAGAACCGUUUUACAAACUGUAACACAAUUUAAAGGCACUAUCCCGCUUUUUUCAGAAAAUAACAUGUGAAGAGUCCAGGAGAAAAACGAUCUAAGCCACACGUUGGUGAAAUAUUCGAGAACCGUUUCACAAACUAACACAAUUUAAAGGCACAAUCCCACUUUUUUCAGAAAUGAAAAUAUGAAGAGUUCAGGGGAAAAACGAUCCAAGUCACAAUUUGUCGAAAUAUUCGAGAACCGUUUUACAAACUGUACGUGUUCUGUAUCAACGACAAAUGAAGAAUAUUUCAGUUUCGUAUCCCGUUUAUAUCCCUGGUGAAAUACGUUGCAUGUAUCACAGACUCUAUAAACAAGAGACAAAUGAAGAAUAUUUCAGUUUCGUAUCAGGUUUAUAUCCCUGGUGAAAUACGUUUCAUAUAUCACAGACUCUAUAAACAAGAGACAAAUGAAUAAUAUUACAGUUUCGUAUCCCGUUUAUAUCCCUGGUGAAAUACGUUGCAUGUAUCACAAACUCUAUAAACAAGUGACAAAAGAAGAAUAUUUCAGUUUCGUAUCAGGUUUAUAUCCCAGGACAAAUAUGUUUCCUGUAUCACAGGCUGCAAAUGAGUGACAAAUACUUCAUGAGGACAUACGAUGGACAUACAUUUUAAAGGUGCGAUGUCAGUUUAUUUUAUUAAUUUUUGCUUUAAAACAAGUUUAUACCUUCAGUUAUAUGCCUAUAAAUAAGUACAACCGAAUAAUUCCAUUUACUAGUAGGGAAAACAAGUAUUUUAGAGGGAAUCUUGAGAGUGUGUCACACGCUUUAACUUGUGACGUCACUGUUUUAUGCGUACACAUUCAAAACACCCAAGUUCUUUCGAUAAUUCUUUGCAGACAACUGACAAAGAAACAAAGAUGGUGAUCAUGCUAUAUUUAACCACAAAUUAUUCGGGAAACCCCUCUUGUCGUCCAGGGCCCCGUUCCACGAAGCGACCUUAGCCCUAAGAUCAACGUAACUGCACACCUAACAUAUACACUUAAGGUAAUCUUAGCGCUAAGAUCGCUUUGUGGAACGGGGCCCUGUACAAUACUUUUAAAAAUUAUUAUUCUUGAGUUAAUUAUGGAACGAUUAUGCGUGGGAUCGAUUAAUUUGUAGUUAUUUAUUACAAAUAAAUGUGAAAGUAACAAAAUAUUGUAGUUUUAACUUUGACAUAUGACCUUUAAUGCUAUAUUAGAUUUCAAUGCUCUGUUGGAUUGUAUUACCCUACAAUCGUAUUCCAAAAACUGUAGUCCAGCAAACCUAUUACAAAGAAUGGAAACGGACAACAUGCAUGUAUUUGUUCAAACCAGCAUGUGACAUCUCACUUUCUAGUGGGACUUCAAUAUGAUCGGAUGAUUUCACCGUAUGAGUAAUAAAUUAGUGAUACAGGAUGGAGAUAGCAAAAUCAAUAGCAAAUAAUACGCAACACAAAUUAUUGUACAAGUAUAAAUGUAAUUUAAUAACCAUGAUUGUCUUGAAUAAUAUAUACACGAUCGUCUCUUGUUGCAAGAACACUGUGAGAUUCAAUUAGCUUUCUGUUGAAUUUAACAAAAAACACAAUACGUAAUGUACAUAAUAUCGGGGAACUCUAUAUUACAGUAAAACACAGUAAGUUAUGUACAUAAUAUUGGGAAACUAGAUAUUACAGUAAAUCAAUAUCUGCUGUAAUUAGACUACAAGUGAAGGAAGGAAGGACGUACCCGGGCCUCGUUUCACAAAGCGAUCUUAGCGCUAAGAUCACCGCAAGUGCACACGGGUACGCGCGGCAAUUAUGCACUUAAAUUGACCUUAGGGGCGAAACGAAGCCCAGUGGUAAAGGGCUCGCUUGAUACGCGGUCGGUUUGAGUUCGAUUCCCGCCAGUGGGCCCAUUGGGCUUUUUUUUCGCUCCAGCCAGUGCACCACGACUGGUACACCAAA